GUGAAAACUUUGUAUGAAGUUUUAGGGUUUGGGCAGUUGAGAAUAUGCCUGCAGGGAUGAUGGUUUCAGCGAGACACGUGCCACCGGUGAUGGGUAACAAUGGAUUUGGCUCUACCUCGGGUCUUUCACUUGCUCAGCCAAACCUUAUGGAGGGUCAGCACCAGCAGCAGCAACUUCCUAUGGAGAUGAGUCAUAACCCAUCAGAAAGUGAUAUGGUGAAGCUGAUCAGAGAUGAAGAAUUUGAGAGCAAAUCUGGUAGUGAGAAUCUUGAAGGUGGUUCCGGCGAUGAUCAAGAUCCCUCUAACCGUCCUAAGAAGAAGCGUUACCACCGCCAUACUCAACACCAAAUCCAAGAAAUGGAAUCAUUUUUCAAAGAUUGUCCUCAUCCAGAUGACAAGCAAAGGAAGGAACUUAGCCGUGAAUUAGGGUUAGAGCCUUUACAGGUUAAGUUUUGGUUCCAAAAUAAGAGAACCCAAAUGAAGACCCAACAUGAGCGUCAUGAGAAUACACAGCUGAGAAACGAGAACGACAAGCUCCGGACAGAGAACAUGAGGUACAAAGAAGCCCUAAGCAAUGCUUCAUGCCCUAACUGUGGAGGCCCAACUACUAUCGGCGAGAUGUCUUUCGAUGAACAUCAUCUGAGGAUUGAGAAUGCUCGACUUAGAGAAGAGAUUGAUAGGAUUUCGGGCAUUGCCGCGAAAUAUGUGGGAGGCAAGUCGGCUAUGAUCCCCUUCCCUUCUCUCAACCCUCAAGGCGCCCGUCCCCUUGACUUAGGUGUUGGGAACUAUGGAGUUCACAAUGCCGGAGCGGAGAUGUAUGGAGCAGGUGAUCUACUUAGAUCAAUAACCGCACCGACUGAGGCUGAUAAGCCGAUGGUCAUCGAGCUUGCUGUUGCAGCAAUGGAGGAACUGAUUAGAAUGGCUCAACUUGGGGAACCCUUGUGGCUUCCUGGCCUUGAUGCUACUACUGAAAUUUUAAGUGAGGAAGAAUAUAUAAGGAACUUCCCUAGAGGAAUUGGACCAAAACCCUUUGGGUUGAAAUCUGAAGCCUCUAGGGAAACUGCUGUUGUUAUCAUGAAUCACAUUAACCUUGUUGAGAUCCUCAUGGAUGUGAAUCAGUGGGUGAAUGUUUUCUCUGGCAUUGUUUCAAGAGGCAUGACACUUGAAGUCCUAUCAACUGGUGUAGCAGGAAACUACAAUGGAGCUCUUCAAGUGAUGACAGCAGAGUUCCAAGUCCCCUCCCCGCUUGUUCCAACGCGCGAAAGUUACUUUGUAAGGUAUUGUAAGCAACAUGCCGACGGAACUUGGGCAGUGGUUGAUGUUUCCUUGGACAAUUUACGGCCUAACCCAGGAACGAAAUGUCGAAGAAGGCCUUCGGGUUGUUUAAUUCAAGAAAUGCCAAAUGGGUACUCAAAGGUCAUCUGGGUUGAACAUGUAGAAGUUGAUGAUAGAGCAGUUCACAACAUAUACAGACCUUUAGUUAAUUCCGGACUUGCAUUUGGUGCGAAACGAUGGGUUGCUACGUUAGAUCGACAGUGCGAACGUCUGGCUAGUGCAAUGGCCAGUAAUAUUCCUUCUGGAGAUGUUGGUGUAAUAACAAGUCAAGAAGGAAGAAAGAGUAUGUUGAAGCUGGCUGAGAGGAUGGUUAUAAGCUUUUGUGCUGGUGUUAGUGCUUCAACUGCUCAUACAUGGACUACAUUAUCUGGUAGUGUUGCUGAAGAUGUAAGGGUCAUGACCAGAAAAAGCGUAGACGAUCCAGGGAGGCCUCCCGGUAUUGUGCUGAGCGCCGCCACUUCCUUCUGGCUUCCUGUCCCACCAAAUAGAGUUUUUCAUUUCCUUCGCGAUGAGAACUCUCGCAGUGAGUGGGAUAUCCUCUCAAAUGGCGGUGUUGUGCAAGAAAUGGCGCACAUUGCAAACGGUCGUGAUCAUGGCAACUGUGUCUCUCUACUGCGUGUGAAUAGUGCAAAUUCAAGCCAAAGCAACAUGCUGAUAUUACAAGAGAGCUGCACUGAUUCGACGGGUUCUUAUGUAAUCUACGCUCCUGUUGACAUUGUUGCUAUGAAUGUGGUACUAAAUGGUGGAGAUCCAGACUAUGUUGCUCUGUUACCAUCAGGGUUUGCUAUACUACCUGAUGGACCAACAAUUCAUGGAGGAAUAGUUAAUGAUGAGGUUGGGUCUGGUGGAUCUCUUCUCACAGUUGCAUUUCAGAUCUUGGUGGAUUCAGCUCCAAGUGCAAAACUCUCUCUUGGAUCUGUGGCUACUGUUAACAGUCUCAUUGCUUGCACUGUUGAUAGAAUUAAAGCUGCAGUUUCAUGUGAGAAUGCAUGAACUGUAAAGGCUGCCUUGUACAGCUGAUGAAGAAAAGGAUGAACAAAGAAAGAAGAAAGAGAGGGGGUGGGUGUAGAUUUCAGGGGUAUUAAAAAGAUGGGAGUCAAGAACGCACCUCGUAUG
Messenger RNA from Telopea speciosissima, 2450 nucleotides. RefSeq names its product homeobox-leucine zipper protein ROC2-like. Gene Ontology annotation, biological process: regulation of DNA-templated transcription. Gene Ontology annotation, molecular function: DNA-binding transcription factor activity, RNA polymerase II-specific; DNA binding; lipid binding. NCBI's taxonomy places the organism in Eukaryota, Viridiplantae, Streptophyta, Magnoliopsida, Proteales, Proteaceae. The record is from RefSeq and is a predicted model, not a curated record. The transcript has 12 exons. Bases 45 to 2327 code for a protein of 760 amino acids.